GUUCCCCAUGAACAAAAGAAAAAAGACAAAUUUUUCUAGCAAGAACUUUGAAGUCUUUUUGCAUGUAUUGGGGUGGAGUUAUGACUGGUCACAUGGGUAGGGGUUUCACAGAAGAAUUAUGGAGGAAGGGACCAUGGACUGCUGAAGAGGACAGGUUGCUAAUUGAGUAUGUUAGGCUGCAUGGUGAAGGCAGAUGGAACUCUGUUUCUAGGCUUGCAGGGUUGAAAAGAAAUGGGAAGAGUUGCAGAUUGAGAUGGGUGAAUUAUCUGAGACCAGACCUCAAGAGGGGUCAGAUAACACCACAAGAAGAGAGCAUAAUUCUAGAGUUGCAUGCUAGAUGGGGAAACAGGUGGUCAACAAUUGCAAGAAGCUUGCCAGGGAGAACUGACAAUGAGAUAAAGAAUUACUGGAGGACCCAUUUCAAGAAAAAGGCAAAAAGUCCCUCUGAUGCUGCUGAAAAGGCAAGAAACAGACUCCUAAGGAAGCAGCAAUUUCACCAGCAACAACAACAACAACAACAACAGUUGCUUCAGCAGCAGCAGAUGCAACAGCAGCAACAACAGCAACAGCAAAUGCAAUUCAACUUGGACCUGAAAGGGAUCAUGGCCUUGCUUGAGGAAAACAACAGCCAAAGAGUCCCUUAUAUAUCUCAGGCAAUUAGACAAGAUAUGGUGAACAUGUGUCCAAACACCACAGAAGAGCAAGGAUACUUGUACUCCUCUGCAGUACCAGAGGCCUCAGCAGAAGAAAUUUUAUGGGAUGGGCUGUGGAACAUGGAUGAAGCUCAUGGCAAUCUCAGUGUAGCAAACAAAGCUGGUCUAUACAAUUUAGUUGCUCCCUUCUGUUGAUGUUUUCAGUUAAGAAAACUACUCCUAAUCUAUCAGCAUGUUUGAAUCCGCUUCUCUUUCAUCAGAAUGAGUUCAAGCACUCAGAAGCACCACUCACUUCACGUUUUCCCCAGAAUUUAUUUUGGUUUUAGCACCAGGUGUUGAAGAAUUUCCAAACAUGUACUAAGUUCUUAGAUUCAUAAUAAGGCUCCAUAAACCAGGAGCUUUAGAUCAAUUGUAGCAUAAGGUGUGUACUUUAGUUAGUAAAUGAUUUUCUGAAGGCAAAUAUAUUAUGUAACAUGUCAAUAAUAAAGUGUCUCAAUUUUGGUUUAUGAAA
Molecule: messenger RNA, 1164 nt
Organism: Lotus japonicus
Lineage: Eukaryota; Viridiplantae; Streptophyta; Magnoliopsida; Fabales; Fabaceae
Product: transcription factor MYB2
Exons: 3
Coding region: 63-848 (261 amino acids)
Biological process (GO): regulation of DNA-templated transcription
Cellular component (GO): nucleus
Molecular function (GO): sequence-specific DNA binding; DNA-binding transcription factor activity
Source: RefSeq, a predicted model, not a curated record